Cydia strobilella is the source of this 6494-nucleotide messenger RNA. RefSeq names its product disintegrin and metalloproteinase domain-containing protein 10 (gene kuz). Gene Ontology annotation, molecular function: metalloendopeptidase activity. Gene Ontology annotation, biological process: Notch signaling pathway; membrane protein ectodomain proteolysis. The transcript is spliced from 16 exons. The record is from RefSeq and is a predicted model, not a curated record. Gene Ontology annotation, cellular component: plasma membrane. Lineage: Eukaryota; Metazoa; Arthropoda; Insecta; Lepidoptera; Tortricidae. The coding region runs from base 456 to 3185 and encodes 909 amino acids.
CAUAAUCAAUCAAUUCUGCAGUCGAGCACUGGGAUUGGAAUUUUAUUGUUAACUUAUAAUGUUUUAUAUUGUAGGGCAUAGCCUUAGGGUAAAAAAGUGGUAGUUUUAAAAUGGAACGAUGAAAAUAAAAACGUGAAAUGUAUAAGUUGUUGUGCUAUAAGUGGUAUAACUGUUAAAUGUUGGUGGUUUUGGGCUGGUCCGUUUACACAAACGGAAACAAUCCAUGUUUCCACUCGCUUUUAGGACCGUUCUGUAAAAUAUUUAGGUGACAACAGUUUAGUUUUUUGUAUAAAUUGUACAGAAUUUAUAUUAUUGUAAUGUAAAUAAAAAAAUAUUCUUUGCUGGCGCAUGCGUCGGGACGAAAAACAGACAAAGGUUUUGUGGAGUUUGAAAAUCAGCUGUAUUAUUUUAAUGUGCAAUGAGUUAGUGCCCGUGGAGUGUUUGAAGAAGUGACAAUGAUUAGUGAAAUUGGAUACACAGUGUUUGUGCUCCUGGCCCUGCCUUACAUUGAAAGUGCAACCCGUCGCGAACUAAGUGAAUACAUCACAUACUACGAGCCGCUCGACUACGACGCGAGCGACUUGCACGAGCAGCACACGCGCGCGCGGCGCUCCACAGACGCACCCGCUGACUUGCGGCUCAAGUUCCGCGCGCACGGCCGGCGGUUCCACCUGCGGCUCCGACGUGACCUGUCCGCCUUCCACGAGGACUUGCAGGUGGAGGGCUCACAGGGGCAAAUACACAAUGUCGACACGUCGCACAUAUAUCACGGGGAAUUGGCUGACGAUCCCCAAUCGACGGUAUUCGGUUCGGUGACGGAGGGCGUGUUUGAAGGCAAGAUCAUCGCCAGCGACGGAGCGUACUACGUCGAGCACGCACGGCGGUACUUCCCGCCGAACGGCACCCGCUCGCGGGGGCCUCACUCCGUUAUCUACCGCGAGGGCGACGUGGUCGACCCGUACGCGCACAGGAGACACGGUCACGUGGGCGGCUGCGGUAUCACAGACGAGGUGGUGCAGUGGAUGGAGCGCAUCCAGAACUCUGGUGUAGAGGACGAGGUCUCACCGUCACCGCCACCGCCCGCACCGUCAUCAAACCCCUACCCGCACCAUAUACCGUCUUCGCCCCCGCCACAUCCUAACAGCUUGAGGGAUGAUAACCCUAGGUUCUGGGACAUGCAGUACCACGACAAGUACUCGCGGGCGGCGAACAGCGGUCACUCGCGUUCCCGGCGAGCGGCCAAGGAGGCGAACCGGACCAGCUGCUCGCUCUACAUACAGACGGACCCGCUCAUAUGGCGGCACGUCAGGGAGGGGUUUCCUGAUCACCGAGACCCCAGCAAGAAGGCCGAAGUGGACAUGAAGACGCGCGAGGAGCUACUCUCACUGAUCGCGCACCACGUCACCGCCGUCAACUACAUCUACAAGAGCACCCGCUUCGACGGACAUAUGGAGCACAGGAACAUUCAGUUUGAAGUGCAGCGGAUAAAGAUCGAUGACUCCGAAUGCAACCACCACUACGGCACCAGCGAGACGAACCAAUUCUGCCUCGAGAACAUCGACGUGUCCAACUUCCUGAACCUGCACUCGCUCGCCAACCACGAGGAUUUUUGCCUCGCCUACGUGUUCACCUACCGGGACUUCACCGGUGGCACUCUAGGCUUAGCAUGGGUCGCAAGCGCAAGCGGCGCGUCGGGCGGCAUCUGCGAGAAAUACAAGACGUACACGGAGACGAUAGGCGGCAUGUACCAGAGCACGAAGCGCUCGCUCAACACGGGCAUCAUCACGUUCGUCAACUACAACAGCCGCGUGCCGCCUAAAGUCAGCCAGCUCACGUUGGCACACGAGAUUGGACACAAUUUCGGCUCGCCACACGACUAUCCGUCGGAGUGCCGACCAGGCGGCCAGCAGGGCAACUUCAUAAUGUUCGCGUCUGCCACCAGCGGCGACCGACCCAACAACAGCAAGUUCUCCGCCUGCUCCAAGGGGAACAUCAGUCAAGUACUCGAUGCAGUACGGGAUGGACGGAAGAGGAACUGCCUCUCGGCUAGCCAGGGAUCGUUCUGCGGGAACAAGAUUGUGGAGUUAGGAGAGCAAUGCGACUGUGGUUACGACGAGCUCGAGUGCAAAGACCGCUGCUGCUACCCGCGCGUCAUCAACGACACGGAGCGCAGCCUCAACAUGAGCGCGCGCGGCUGCACCCGGAGGGCCAUGACUCAGUGCAGUCCGUCACAAGGCCCGUGCUGCAACGCGCAAACAUGCAUGUUCGUAACAGCGGGCGCCAACCAGACAUGUCGCGAGGCAACCGAAUGCAGUCACGCGUCGUUCUGUUCGGGGCGCUCGGCAAUGUGCCCAGAGCCGCGAGCUAUGGACAACGGCACUCUAUGCAAUAACGGCACCCAACUGUGCAAGUCCGGCGAGUGCAGCGACAGCAUCUGCAAGCUGUGGAACAUGACGGAAUGUUUCCUGUCGUCGGCGCCCACGGCCCGCGGGGACGGCGUGACGGCCACGGCCGACCGUCGCAUGCUGUGCCAGCUGGCCUGCCAGACCGGGCCCGACCCCGACUCGUGCCAGAGCACCGCGAGGUUCGCCCACAAGUACAACCUGCCCGAGGAGGGCAUCAGUCUCCGCCCGGGCUCGCCUUGUGAUAACUUCCAGGGUUACUGUGAUGUGUUCCUAAAAUGUCGCGCCGUGGACGCAGAAGGCCCGCUGGCGCGUCUCAAGAAUUUGCUCCUGAACCGAGCCACGCUACAGACAGUCCAGGCCUGGGUCAUCGAGCAGUGGUGGGCCGUGCUGAUCGGCGGAGUACUGCUCAUCGUGUGUAUGGGCGCCUUCGUCAAGUGCUGCGCCGUGCACACGCCCUCAUCCAAUCCCAAACGGGCUCCGGCCAGACGGCUGUCGGAGACGCUGCGGCGGCCGAUGAACACGCUGCGGCGCAUGCGCAACGCGCACGCGCACGCGCACGCGCACGGCGCGCACCCCGCGCGCCACGAGCCGCGCGCGCCGCGCCCCGGCCACCGCCGCGCGCGCCACAAGUACACCCCGCCCGCCGCCUACACGAGUACGAGACCCACCGCCCCCGCAUCGGCGCCGGCGGGCCCCAGCGGGGGCGGGCGGCGCCUGGAGCCGUACGCGAACGCGUACCCUGCGCCUGCGUCGUACGAGAUGCGGUCGCAGAAGGUCUGACACUACGAGUACCCCGGCGCGGGUGCGGGCGCGGGCGCGGGCGCGGGCGGGCUGGAGCUGGUGGGCGUGGCGCCCGGCGUGCCGCUGCUGCUCGGCUACGUGCUGCGCGCGCACCCCACCCCCGCCCCGACCCCCGCCCCCGCCCCCGCCCCCACCGUCACCGUCGCCUCGCAGACCACCAUCACCCUGCACUCGCCCGACACGCUCGCCGUCACCAACCCGCAGCGGCAGGCCGAUAUCUGAACGCUGCUCCUCGACGCUCGAUCGGACCCGAUUGUCUUAUUGUCGGUCGGCUGGCGGAAGGUUCACCUCGUGGUUUUAACGCUCCCCGUCGACGGAACGUGGCGACUGCGAACUAUAAAUAAGUAAAAUAAUUUUCAUGAGAUUACAUAAAAGUAGAGUUAAAUUCUUGGGACUUCUAGUAAACAUAUUUCGUCGACGUGGAGGCGCCGCCGAUUGCAUGAAAAAAAGUAUUAGAACUCCUACGAUAUGACAUGUUUAAUAAAUGAAAGUAAAAGUCUUCAUUUUUAAAACAGCUCUAUACUAAGCUAAUCCACCGCAUGUAAUAUUUCAUUAUUAUAGUUUUUGGACGUAAAAUAACCCCCUAAUUUGGUAGGGGAGGUUAGUCUUUCUCGACUUAGCGAUGGAAGCAGGAAGCCCCAACACUAUUGUUUGAAUUGUAUCCUGUCGUCCUGGUCGUAGGGCGCCAUAACCAUAGACCACUAUCAGUAUGCUACUGAUUCAGUAGCAUCUCCGCUCGCAUCUACACAUUUUAACUUACCUUGUAUUACUCUCAUUCUAAUAUUAUAUUUUAGCGCUGAUAUAAUCCAUCUAGUCCAGACACUUUGUCGAUAAUUGAAAUUUUAUAUGUACGAUAGUGAAGAUCAAAUCAAAAAUGUGUUCUCUCAAAUUAUUCCUUUCCAUUAGAAUAGAUGACAAAGCGCAAUAUUGGUUUAAUUGGUAAGAACUAUGUUUGCUCAAUCAAAAAAUAUGUGUACUCUAUUCUAUGUAUAGCUACUGCGAGCUCAAAGUGUGUCGAUCGACAGCUUCAUUUACGUAUUAUGUUGGUGUUGAAGAAUGAGAUUAUCUUUGAAUUCACUAAGCCCCAAAGCCCGGGCUUAAUAUUAUAAAGAUCCGUUACUAAAAUCUCUGAUGGUAAUUAUGAAUAUAUCGGCAACUCCAUAUGUUUAUCAUAAAAGUGGAUUUUACUCAAGUACUUUUAUAAAUCCCAGAGUAAAAGGCGUGUCUCAACGAGCCAGUGAUACUUUAACUAGCGUAAACACCCCAAUAAUCGACAUGUCCACGGAUGUCAACUUUAUUGCUAUGACAUUAUGAUUGAAAAUGUCGAUUAUUGGAGCUGUGUCGGGUACUGGAGCCUCUAUGUUACACGAUAAUAAUGGAUUGUCAGAGCUGCUUUUACAACAAGCAUUUAUGUAUAUUUUUGUAUAUAAAUGAAGUAAAGAGUAAAUAAAAAGCUAUUAUGUAAAAAUAUCAAACAAUUGUAACUGAAUACCAAUACUAGUUAGUGUAUAACGCAUUGUUUUACUGGAAUCUCCGUAAUCGUAAUUUUAUAAUCUAUUUUUAUUGUAUUUUAAUGUAAGGGGACGCGGAGGUGCCAUUAUACCAAUUUCGUAAUCCCAUUUGUUGAAUUAUUGUUCUUUUGUAUUUGUUCUCAGCCAACUUUUAUUGAACAUUCGAUUUGAACAACGUUACGCCCAUUUUAGUUGUGUCUCAAACAUUUGGAGAAACUACAUGUAGUAAUCAUCACAACAUUGUUAUUACUAUUAAAAUGUGACGUUUUCAAUCAAAAGGUACCACAUUGUCGCAUACCAUAAGGACGAAAUUGGAUUGUAUCUCUAUACGAAUAAUCUGUCACAGCGUCCUUAUGGCAAGCGGCAAUGUGGUACCUUUUGAUUGACAACAACACAAAUAAUGCCAUAUUCACGUAAACACUGCCAAGCGCUUUUUCUACUUAUGCGCUGUGUGAUAAGUAGAUACCAUACAUAAUAAUUGAAAUUAGUGAAGUGUAAAUGUUUAGUUAGACACUACCGCGGUUAGAUUAGUGUGUUCAACUGCCCUUAUUUCCGAAUACCAGAUUUCAUACAUGAUUUUCAAAGAUCUAGUUUCUUUUUAAACACCAAAUCUAACCACCAGAAUUUCCAACAUAAUGUAAGUUCUCUAUUAUCCAAGUAUUAAGAAAUUUGGUAUUUCGGAAAUUAUUUCUUGGGUGUUUAGUAAAUUGGAAAUUUUCAGGUUUGUGGGCCAAGAGCCGCAACCGAAGCGAGUUCCGCCAACGAACCAAAGGUGUUGUGACAACUAGCGGGUGGAAUAUUUUUGGUAGUAACUCUUCGUUGCACACCAUUGCAAUACAUGAAUGGUUAUUUAACUGUCUCACAGAUAGUAACUUGGUACGUUUGGCUAUCUAAAUAUAUAUAAAAUAACUAAAUAUUCACACCCGCUGAAGAUAAUACGUUCUAACAAUGUCCUGAAAUUAUUGAAGUCACUGGAAGCUUCAUGGGCUCAAAUGUUUCCAAAUUCUGCAUUUAGUCUUCCUAAGGACUUGUACUUUUUGUAUUCGUUUAAUGUUAUUUUUAAGUAGAUUGUAAAUUAAAAAAAAAACAACAGUAUUGCCAAAUGAUCAAAUAAUUAAAUUAGACUGAAAAUCAUACAAUGUUGUUAUGGUGUUCGUGAUUAUGCGUUCUCUUAGUUACCUCGGGCGUCGCGCGCCGUGGUUGGUUUUCUUCGUGUUACUGGCAAACACAAACUUGCAUAUCACAUUAUAACCUUUACUCUAUUACAUGAUAUACCUUUAAUAUACGAUUACGAUUGUUUGGUCGGUCGUUUCAGUUGAUCUCUUUGAUAGACGAUAUACGUUAAUGGUCAUACAUACUACGCGUAGAGUUAACUUUCCGUCGUGCAAGCCAAAGAGCAUGAUGUAUUUUUUAUGUUUUCUAUACAUUUAAUGUUAAGGGUCAAUCUUAUAAGUAUACCAUAGUAAUGCCAUUUUAUUAGUGAAUAUCGAAACAAUACGCGAAUUCUCAUAACUGUACUAUAACAUUGUAUAUUUGUAUGUAAACCGAGAGGAGAGGGUAAUGUUUCCGAUGUAGCGGUAGAGCGACUUGACCAAUUGUGUAAAGAUGGAUCACGUAACCAUCGCCGUAGUACUCAAUGGCAUUAUUUCUCCUAAGUGUAAGCUAGAUUACCGUAAUAGAUUAUUUAAAAGACAAUGUGAAUAUUUUUAAUUAAUGAGAUGAAUGUUACAACAUGUGAUUUCAAAAUAAAUAAAAAAACAAUAAAUUUUACAUUAAA